ACCUGUUAACACGUUAAUCGUUCGUCUGUGCGCCAAUUUUUCCCGAGUGAAACUUGAUUCACAUUCACGCACUUUUGCCUAAAUUUUAGUAUCCAAAAAACGAAAGUUAACAUACGAGUGUGCGAGUCAAAAAAAAACUGCACUAAAUUAUUCGAUCUAACCGGUUGCGGAAAAAGGAAAAGUUAAAAGUAUUGUUUUCCGUUCGGCAAUUUAUAGCCUCUAGGUAACAAAAUUGAAAGAUUGUGUUUGAAUCGAAGCAAAAGGUGUCUGCAACGCAACAUUGUUGUUGAGUGCCUGUGGAAAAGCAGCCAGUCGCAGUCAAAGCACCACACCGGUAAAGGCAAAAUCGUGAUCUAUCUUCGCUCCGCUUAGCGACCUAAAAAGUGUAAAAAAUUUGCGACGAUCACGUCCCGACAAAGUUAGACGUCUGUCUUGUGAAACUUACUGUCUUGUGCUGUUGUACUGAUUCGAUCAUAGUGUCGAGCUUUGGCGGUAAUAACGAUCGACUGCUGCUGCACCCUCUAGCAACUUCUAGGACCUUUGGCAAUUGAAUUGCUGCGCACUACCUACGGAGAGACCGAGAACUUUUGAGCAACGAACUCUAACUCUAACUAACCAGAAUUCAAUUUCCUACAACCCAUCAUUGGACAUAAUUUUGGAGACAGUCUGCAGCAAUACACCCUUUUUAAAAAUGAGUGUUGAAUCUAAAUGGUACCAAUAUCUGUGGAAAGUGCAUGGUUCCAAUUAUCAAACAUACGAUUCUUCGGACACAGGCAGUUUACAGAGCAAAAUGAGACGACCAAGCGAAACUGACUACAGCAAGUCACAACUGCCAGACGUGGACGAAGAAAGCGAAACCGAUCUGGCGAUCGAACGAAAAUCGCGAUCUUCCAAGUCUCCGGAUUCGGGCUUCCGAAGCAAUCGGACCUCCGCCGAUCGGAAGGCGUCAAGCACGUCCACCGGCUCGGAUCUGUACUGGGAAGCAACCGGACGACGGAGAAGCUCAGAUCAAGGUGUUGUCCUGACAACCGAUACGGACAGUUUCAUCAUCGGUCAGCGCGUUUGGGUAGGUGGUCUCCGGCCGGGACAGAUCGCAUUCAUCGGUGAGACACAUUUUGCGCCCGGCGAGUGGGCCGGUGUGGUUCUGGAUGAACCGAACGGCAAGAAUGAUGGAUCGGUGGCCGGAAAGCGUUACUUCCAGUGUGAACAGAAGAAGGGAGUCUUCUCCAGGCUGACACGGCUAACGAGGGACCCGUUGCCGGGUGCCGCCGGUAGUGGCGCAUCCAGUGCCACUGGAGAUACUUCGAUGGAUCACAGUUUCAGAUCGCUCACGUCACCGAUGCGAUCCGGCGCGGUGUCCCCCACACAUAGCGUGUCCAGCUUUGCGUCGAAGUCGCCGGCGAUGGGAAAAGCGGCAACACUUACGGUCGGGGAUCGUGUUAUAGUAUCUUCCGGAUUUGGCUCUCGCCCUGGCAUUUUAAAGUAUCUUGGAGAAACACAGUUUGCAAGCGGAAAUUGGUGCGGGGUUCAAUUAGAUGAAGCCAGCGGCAAAAAUGACGGUUCCGUUGAUGGGAUCAAGUACUUCGACUGCCCCGACAAGUAUGGAAUUUUCGUCCCAAUCGCUAAGGUCACACUAUCGCCGUCGGCCCGCAAAACGCGUCUGUCCCGGUCCGGCUCCAAGGAAUCGCUGACUUCAGUCGGAACAAUGAGCUCCAUCGCAACUACGGCCACAUCGAGACUUCGCAUGAGCGCUCAGAGGAAAUCAACCGUCAACAACGCAACAGUACCUUCGACGCCGAAAGCUUCCUUCUCGCUGCAGGACGUUCUCCGGGAAAAGCAGAACCACAUCGAACAGCUGAUGCGGGAACGGGAAAUCGAUCAGGAGGAGGUUGCCAAACAAACCAUCACGUACCAGAAACACGUUCAACAGCUGAAGGAUAAAAUCACACAGUUGGAAAGUCACCUGGGGGAGGAAAAGCGUCGCAACGAGGAUCUCCAAUUCAGUGUCGACGAGGCCACAUUCUGUGAAGAAGAACUGAACGCUCAAACACACAUCUUCAAGGAACGAAUAGCAGAGCUUGAGCGGCAGUUGCAAGGCAAAUCGGCAGAGCAACCCACCGAGGCGGAUCUUGCCGCGAAGGAACCAGACGCGACCGUGGUCUUAAACCUCGAGAUCGAUAAGCUCAAAGCCGAAAUCCUUGAACGGGAUCAGAAGCUACAUGUCACCGAAGAGCUCAAGGGUUCGCUGGAGGAUGAAAUCGCCAAACUGCACGAACGGUUGGCCGAAAUGGAGAAGAACUUGGACAUAAAGGUGUCAAGUUUCAACAUCAGUGAACAAUGUCUGAAGGAAAAGAUUGCUUACCAGCAGGCACGGAUCGACGAGAUGGGCAGCGAGCUGACGAGCAAGGAUGCCGAACUGGAAAAGCAAUAUCUGGAGCUGAAGAACGCCGAAGGUCAUCUGGAGGUGGAAGUGACACAGCUGCAGAAUGAUCUUCGUACUAAGGAAACACUGCUAGGCGAGCAGGAGAAACAGGUCGCGAAAUUGACUAGCGAAAUCGAAGUGCUGUUGAGUGAUAUCCGGCAACGCGAUGUUAAACUGCUGGAGGGGGAAAGUGGGCUGAAGGUUGUUCUGGACGAGAAAGAUGCCACGAUUGGGAAGUUGAAAAAAGAUUUGGAUGAGCGGACAAUAAGCGAGGAAUCACUGAAGGCUGAGUUGGAUGGGAAACAAAAAAGGAUAGCAGAUUUAGGUGCGAAGCUAAUUGCUUCCGAAGAACAAAUCAAGCACUUGGAGGACAAUGCUAAAGAAUCGAAAAAGGCCCAACAGGCGUUAGAAGAAUCUCUGAAAAGUCGUGAUAAUCUUUUGGAAGAAAAGACUGGUUUACUGGCGAAGUUACAAGAAGAACUGACCAACGUUUCCGCUGUUAGCGAACAGCAAGCUUCCCUUCUUAGUGCCAAAGACUCCGAACUUGAGCAAAAACAGCAGGACCUCGAUUCACGACAGGUUCAGCUGUCAAAAGUUACAUCCGAACUUACGGAAAUGGCCAAAAAGCUCGAGUCUACAAUUAAGGACUCUGACAACCGCGAUGCUGAACAUCGCACCACUCUUGAUAAUGAAAUUAAAACCAGAGAGGAUUUGCUCAAAAAACAUGCCGACCAAGAGACUGAACUGCAUGCCAAAGACAAACAACUGGAAGACAACGAAGUUCAGAUUAGCGCGUUGCAAAAUGAACUGAAAGAAACCAAUGUGGCCAAAGCAAAUCUGGCGCGAGAUUUGGAAGAAACAAGAAAGAGCUUUACCGAUAGGGACAGUGCCGUAGGCAAACUGAACGAAGAACGCCUCAUGCUGAGUGAUGAUUUGGAGAAACUACGAAAAGAGUCAGCCGGUGCAAUAGCUCUACUCGAAGAAAGGCUCAAAAACGCACAAGCAACUCACGCAAGCGAACUACAGCACAUCCACGAACAACAUUCAUUGGAAAUAUCCACAAAAGACGGCUCUAUUUCUACCCUAGAAGCAUCCCAGGAGAAACUACAGGCCGAGAAGUUUGACCUGUUAGCCCAAUUGGAUCAGUUCAAGAUGUCGGAAAUAACUUCCAGCGAUCAACUCUCCGCCAGGGAUGGAGAAAUCAAGGAAUUGUCUAAGAGAAUUGAAACGAUUGAAGCGGAAUUGUCCUCUAAGAAUGACAUCCUGGAGAAAACGACUCAACAGCUAACGGAAAGCAAUUCUAAACUUGAUUCAAGCGACAAGAAACUGAGCAACCUACAGGACGCGAAUGGUAAACUGGAAAUCGAACUUGCCGAUCUGAAGCGCAAAAUGGAAGCUCUAGAGCAAAAGUCAGCUCAAGUUCAACAGCAAAAAAUCGACCUGGAACGGGAAAUCGAUACGCUUCGCUCGUCGACGGUUGAUUCAAACUCGGAACUAUCCCGCUUGACCGAUGAACUAAAGACGAAACAGAAAGCGCUCGAACAGCUGCAAGAUACGUUCGAUUCCACCAAAAUCGACAUGGAGAGGCGGCUGGACGAGGCGAACCAAUCGAAUGGUGCUUUGAGCGAGCAGAUCGAACGUCUACGCAGCGAGAUGCAGCAAAUUUCCAGCCAAAAAAUCGAUCGAGAAAACGAACUUAACGUGGAGCUUGCAAAAAUUAAGGAAUCCGCUGAGGUGGAGCAGGAAAAUUUGGUGCGCGAGAUUGCCGGGUUGAAGGCAAGCUUUGAGGAGGAAAGAAUACGGCUAUUGAAGGAGGCUGAAACGAAGCACGAAGAGUUUGAAGGGGAAAAAAUGGCAUUGACCGUCACGAUCGAGGAACUGCAGAAUGAGGUGAAACGGUGCAAUACGCAUCUGCAGUUGGCUAAGGCGACUGCUCUUAAAGAACGCAAUGAAGCGGAUGAGAAAAUUAAACAAUUUACGGAAACAGGAGAAUCACUCAAUAAGCAAUUGGAGGACGUUAAGAAGGAGGAGACAUCGUUGAAAAAGACCCUCGCUGAAAUUCAAUCAGCCAUGGAAAAGGGCACUCACGAUGCGUCGGCCCAGUUGAGCGAAAAGGAUUCGAAAAUCGGUGAGCUUGAGAAGGAUAUACAAGUGUUACAGGAGGACGCUAAGACGAAACAAGCCGAAUGUGCUGAAUUAAGUAAACAGUUGGAAGACAAGGCAAAUACUCACGCAGAGAUGCUGAAGCAGCUAGAAGGUUGUCUUUCGCAAAUUCAGGUGCUGACGGCCGACAAAGAUAAACUGCAAUCGUCGUUGAAGGAUCAAUCAAGCGAGCUUGCAUCGCUCAAGGAGAAAUACCAAGAGAUGGAGGAUGAGCAAGUGGAUUUGGUGAGCCGAGAAGAGACUCUCAAAGGUGACAUCGAGCAGCUUAAGGGAACUUUGGAUGCAUCCGAGAAGAAAUGCAAGGAAUAUCUUGAGCAAAUUGACGCCAGAAAGGAAGAGUCUGUGAAGGCAGCGGGAGAAAAUCAAGCCGCCGUGGAUGAUCUACGCCAGGAAGUGGCAGCUUUGGGUGUAACUGUCAUCGAAAAAGAGCAAAAAGUUGAAGAACUGAACGCAAAGGUAGAUGAGUUGUUGCCCCUUGUAAAAUUAAUGGAAGAUUUGCGAACAGACCUUGAUACAAAAGAGCAGUUAAUUAAACAAAAAGAGGAAGAUGCUGAAAAGCACGCGGGAGAGCAAAAAACUCUUCAGAAAGCGGUUAGUAAAAAGGAAGCCAUUUUGCAACAAACUCGAACUGAGCUUCAAUCACUCCGGGAUGAUCUUGCGAAGAAGGAUGCAGACAUAGAGCAACUAACAAGCAAACUGCACACAACGGAGAAGUGUCUCAGUGAAAAGAGCGAACAGGAAAAUAAAUCGACCGUCGAGGCAAGCAAUCUGAAGGACGAACUAGAAAAAACUAAGCUCAUCAUCAGAGAUCAAAAGGAGCAAUUAACGGCACAGAACGGAACAAUCCAUGAGCUGGAAACGAAGCUCGUCGCUCAUGGCACACAGUUCGAGGAGCUUUUGAACAAAAAGAAAACCUCCGAAACGGAAAGUUCUCACAUGGUGCACGAACUGAACCAAAAGCUGCUAGAGAUGGAAAGUUUGAAGCAACGGGAGAUUACGGAACUGCAGUCUAGGCUUACCGAAAUCUUGGAAAAAUUCGAAGCGCAAAUGGCGGAAUCUACGAAAAACUUUGGAACGAUGCGGUCCGUCGAAAAGCGACAGCAAGAGCUGGAAUGCGAGAAAAAGGAUCUUGAGCUGCGGGAAACCGAAAUGCAGAUUAGCCAACGCAAACUGCAGAAAGAAGUCGAUCUUCUGUGCCAGCAGGUGUUGAUUAAGGAUAGCGAAAUUCGUAAGCUCUCCCUGGAGCUAGCUUCUGGUGCAAAGGUUACGACGAGUGCGAUCACUUCCAACAACGAAACCGGCCAGGAAUCCGAUGCACAAAUAAACUUCCUAAACUCCAUCAUUGCCGACAUGCAACGAAAGAACGAAAAACUCACACAGCGCAUAGAGGCGAUGGAACGGACCAGUAUUGAAGGAAAUAGCAAUAACCGAAGCUUCGAGUUCGACAAACGAAAACCAGCGCCCCGCAUGUUUUGCGACAUUUGCGAUGAAUUCGACCAACACGAAACCGAGGAUUGUCCAAAGCAGUGCUCCGAUAGCCCACCGGAGUCGCUAAAGCAUCCGUCGGCGGAUUCGAAGGAACGGAAGCUGCCGCCACCGCGAAAGUACUGCGAUGGAUGCGAGGUGUUUGGACACGAACUGGGCGAAUGUCCCGACGAUGAAACGUAUUAGGACCGGAUGGCACGAGGUGCAGUACUAUAAUGAUACCAGCAAAAUUCAUGGGAACCGGAAGAAAGCAGACGAGGAAAGUCCACGCCACGCGCAUGCCCUUCAACAACGUUAUCAGCUUCCGACCGCGUUCUGAAGCUGAAUUUCUUUUAUUUGUGUUCGUGUUGUUUCGUUCGUUACACUAGCUAGCUACGCUGCUCGAAUAGCAACAGUUGUUUCAAUUCAAUGCUGUUAAGUUUGCACACUGUAAAACAAUUUUUCUUCGUAAAUUCAGUAGGUAAAAACAAUGCUAGACUGCUGCAGAAUCCAGAGGCAUUUACAAUGUCCUUUCCCUAUACGUGCACUCGAGCGAAGCUCUGAAAACUUUAGUGAUAGAUAACAAGACAAAAAAUUAACCAGUUUUGUUUCAGUUUGUGUAACUUUAGAACUGUUUUCUAUUUAUUUCACGAAAUUAGCUUUCCACAUUUAGAUAGGAUAAUAAAACUAGAAACUUAUAUCGAUAAGAGACCUCAUCAUA
This is a messenger RNA of Sabethes cyaneus, 6770 nucleotides long. It is a transcript of the gene CLIP-190, whose product is annotated as restin homolog. The record is from RefSeq and is a predicted model, not a curated record. NCBI's taxonomy places the organism in Eukaryota, Metazoa, Arthropoda, Insecta, Diptera, Culicidae. The transcript has 15 exons. Bases 692 to 6256 code for a protein of 1854 amino acids.